Messenger RNA from Sycon ciliatum, 1655 nucleotides. RefSeq names its product U1 small nuclear ribonucleoprotein 70 kDa-like. Gene Ontology annotation, molecular function: mRNA binding; U1 snRNA binding. The transcript has 10 exons. Gene Ontology annotation, cellular component: U1 snRNP; U2-type prespliceosome; precatalytic spliceosome. Bases 209 to 1279 code for a protein of 356 amino acids. Gene Ontology annotation, biological process: mRNA splicing, via spliceosome. NCBI's taxonomy places the organism in Eukaryota, Metazoa, Porifera, Calcarea, Leucosolenida, Sycettidae. The record is from RefSeq and is a predicted model, not a curated record.
AUUAUUAAUAUUGUUGAAAGGGAAGGCCAAGAAGCAGUGGCAGUGCAGUGGCAGGGAGUCAAGGUCUGGACGACGGCCUACUGAGCCUUGUCUUUCCCAGGAGAAGGGUCCUUCCCUUGAUUAUCUGGAAGAGUGAGAGAGAAUUAGUUACUUGUAUUAGUACUCACGGACCUAUUCCUCACCGCGUUGAGCGGUAGUAGCUGGCAGGAUGACUCAGUAUCUGCCACCGAACUUGCUUGCCCUAUUUGCCCCUCGAGACCCAAUACCAUAUUUUCCACCCGUUGACAAGCCUCGAUUUGACAAGAAAGAAAUCACCUUCUCUGGUCUGGGAGGAUAUCUUCACUUGUUUGAGGACUCUAACGAAACACCACCGGCUAUACCCGUGAAGACGAAGCAAGAAGUCAAAGAAGCCAAGCUCGAUGCCAGAAAGAAGCGUGUUGAUGCGCGUCUAGAGGAGGCGCUGUCACAAUGGGACCCAUACUCUGAUAAAGCUGCUCAGGGUACCGACGCGUUCAAGACGCUCUUCAUUGCUCGAAUCAACUAUGACACAUCGGAGAGCAAACUUCGGCGAGAGUUUGAAGUCUACGGACCCAUCAAGAAGAUCCACAUGGUGUCCGACAGCAGUAGUGGCAAGCCCUGUGGCUACGCUUUCCUGGAGUACGAGCACGAGCGUGACAUGCACGCGGCGUACAAGCACGGUGAUGGUAAGAAGGUUGAUGGCCGCCGAGUACUAGUAGAUGUGGAGAGGGGCAGAACCGUGAAAACGUGGAGGCCACGGCGUCUUGGUGGCGGCCUCGGUGGCACACGGCGUGGUGGUCCCGCAAUGAACACACGCCACUCUGGCAGAGAGGACCCAGACCGCGUUGGUAAUGGAAUGGAUCGCGAUGACGUUGGCGGUGACCGUGACAGAGAUGAUCGUGACAGAGAUGACCGAGACUACCGGGACAGAGAUCGGGAUCGUGGUGAUCGGGAUCGCGGUGACCGGGAACGCGGCGAUCGGGAUCGCGGCGACCGAGAACGGCGGCGAGACCGAGAUCGCGGUGGCGAUCGGGACAGGGGCGACCGUGACAGGGAUCGGGAGCGUGACAGAGAUCGCUCGGACAGACGCGACAGAGGAGAUCGCGGCGGUGGCGACCGUGAUCGAGACCGCGACAGAGACCGUCGCCAUCGGGACCGUGAUCGCGGCGGCGACCGGGAUCGUGAUCGAGACCGCGAGGAUCGCCGUAGCAGACGAGAUGGUAGUGAUGGCCGUGUCAAGGAGGAAGAUAUGGAGGAUUAGACACUAUGCAAGAAGCAUGCACAUUCUUGCCAACUGCUCGUCUUAUAGCAUGUUUGUCUACUGUUACGACCGCUUGGCAGCAACGCUGUUAUAUCUUUCCUGCAGGCCGUGCACAAGCUGAUCCUGUGCUUGCGUUUGAUGUUCUGUCUUUCUGUCGUUGUUGCCCAUGUACGCAUGGUUGUUGUCCAAUCAACCGCUGCUUUUUUUUAGCCUGCAUUCUCCGGCCAUAUUAUAACUUGCUCUGUGUCGUCUCGGUCUGUAUUACCAAACUGCACCAUAAAACAUUCUUUGUCUCAGUUUCGGUCUUUGUGUCUACGUUUCUGUUUGUCGCCUGGUGUCUUGAUUUUGCCAUUGUGUGAGGAUAACCGAUGUCGAA